AUGGAAAAUGGCAAUGGCAUCGCUGAGCAUGCCAAGGUAGGUGAAAACAAUGGUGCCACAAGUGAAGUAGUAGAGCAACCUGUGAAUGAAGAUGUGACCUUGAGUUUGGAUGCAUCAAAGGAACCUGAUGGGGAUGAAGUAUUCGAAGAGGCUGCUGAGGCGGACCCCACAGCUGUUCGCCAGGAAAAUUCCCCUAAGGCAGAUGGAAAUACUGAAUUAAGUGGCACCUUGAAGGAGAAUAAUAAGGAUGAUUCAGAUUUAGUUCAUGAAGUUCAUGAGGUUAAAGAUGUGACUGGGGCUCCCGAUGCGAUUCAUAGUUCGGAGGAUGCUGUGGUCAAACCUGAAAUUUUGAAGGGUGAGGAAAAUCACGGUGAGAAAGAAUUUGGAGUGGAUGUAACAAAUGGGUUCACGGGUGAUGGUAUUGCCGAUAGCAAUGAUAGUGCUAAAGAGGAUGUGAGAAAUGAAUAUAGUGGAAUUGUUGAUUCACCUGGCACUACUGGUGAAACCGAGAACGAAGAGAAUUCGGAUGGUUCAAAUGAGAAUUCUGUGGUCAACAUAUCAGGUAAGAAAAGCUUUCUUGAAGCUUUGACUUCUGGCGGUGCAAAAAGUUCGGACACAGAGAGUGUAGGAGAGCCAAUUGUCGAGAAGCUAAGGUAUCUGGAAACUAAUGAGUCGAGUAGACCGGAGACCGACUCAGAGAAGCUUGAUGUUGAAACAUAUUAUCAUGAGUUGGUAGAAGCUCAAGAUACCAAUAUCGUAGAAGGUGUUGAUAUUGGUUCAGUUAUUCCUGAAAAUGGUUCGUUGGACCAUGUGAACUUGUCUUCGAGCUAUUCGAAUCAUGAGCACAUAACGGAUGCAGAUGCUGCUGCUAAUGUUUUGAAAGAACAGAAUCAUGAGACAUCACAAGGAAUUGGAGAUGGCCGUAGUGUGAAAGAAACUGGAGCUGACCUUCAGUCAGAGUCCGACUCAAAUGGGGAUGCUCUGCAUAAGAAUGGCUUGAAUGCUAUAUCCAGUACUGUGUACGAGCAGGACAUGUGUGACAACAAAUCAGCUAAUCUGCAAUCUGAACUCAAAGAGGAUCAAGUUGAUGAGCAGGUGGAGAGGCCACAUGUCCCUCAUGCGAAUACCAGUGAUGAUAGCACUGAACCAAAAAAACUAGAUUCAGAAUCUGCAGAAGUUGAAAAGGCUGAUGGUCAAGAUGUCGACCAUGAGCAAAACCAUGGUACAUCAGCACCCAAUGUUUCUGUUUCUAAUCAUGCUAAGGAAAGUUUGGGACUCGACACUAACUCGCAUCCUGCCCUUGACAAUAGGACACCGAACGUGGAGCAAAUAGAAGCUGAGCCUCCGUUAAGCUCGUCUGGACUGUCAUCAAAGAAUUUUGGGUCUUCGCAACCCGAGCUUAUCAGCACUAGUAAUGAAAUAUCGGCAAACACCAUUGAAGGAAAAAUACAGGAAGGUGAAGGUGCGGAAGGUGAGAGGAAGGAAGUCAAGUUGUCUGGGAAUAAGGAAAAAGAAGCCACACUUGUUACUGGUGGUAUCUCAUCCAUUUCGGACCUUAAUAAUGUUUCUAUGAAAGAGAAAAGGCAGAGAGGCUCAAGAGCUAAUCCGUGA
Messenger RNA from Striga hermonthica, 1611 nucleotides. The record is from the annotation of a GenBank genome assembly. NCBI's taxonomy places the organism in Eukaryota, Viridiplantae, Streptophyta, Magnoliopsida, Lamiales, Orobanchaceae.